CUAUGGCUGGCAGCAUCGUGAAUCUGUAAUUUUACAAAGCUAUUAUAACAUUUAUUUACUUUCCAUUUGAAUUAUAUUCUUGGAUAUUUCAUUACGCAGACAUACUGCUUAUACUGGAUUUACUACACGUGUUUACCAUGCGGUAGUGUUUUUGUUAUGAAUUAUUGAUCCGUGCCUUUGGACUUUGACCCCGCCAUGAAUCGUACGAGAUCGAGAUCCAGGGUUCGUAGGACAGAAUCUGUUGACGAUCCUAACAACUGGACAGUUGAUAAAUUGAAAUAUGAACUAAAACUUUGCGGUAUAGAUAUUAAACAUGCUAUACCUCAUAAAAUAUUAGUUAAACUGUGGCUAGAUAACAAAGAAAAGAAAGACAGGGGCACCGAUGGGGAAACAGAACAUAGUGAAUUGGCUCAUAAUAUACCAAGCGCGGUAAGGAACGAAGACAGAAACUUAGUACAACAGUGUACUAAUACCACUGAACGUGUAUACGAAGUACCCGCUUCAUCCAUUGCUGAUACUUCUGUGAUAACCCAUGUCAGGGCCUCAUCGUACACUGACGGAAAUGCGGUGCCCGAAAACGCGCAUGCGCCAACGAGACCAAACAUCACUGUUCCGGAGAGAAACGUAAACAAUGAAAACUCAGUCUUGAUGGCUACUGCCGUAGCAUUACAGGAGACAGUGAAACUAAUCCAGCAGUCAACUAAAGAUAAAGAAGAAGAAGAUUACUCGUUACGCAACUUCUACGAGAACCGAAGCAGUGCAACUUUCGCGGCCGGAUCGUCAGAUCAAUUAACACAGACCCAAAUGCAGCCGAAUUUAUUCAAAAGUACCAUGAGGGAGACGAGUACGAGUGGCGUCCCAUCCUCGGACUUGCAACAUGUCAUGGCAGUAUCACCAACGAUACGGAAAGAAAUAAUAUCGGUUUCAGCGAUUUCGCAAUCUAGCUCCACAGGCAGACCAGAAUCCAACCAAGUGUCCCCCGUUACACCAAGUUUUAUGGGACUUCAAGCCGUUGUGAACAAACUUUGGGAUAGAGCUAUUGGUGACAAGACCAGACGUCAAUACCAGAUUGGCUUCCAGAAUUUCUUAAGAUUUGUAACGUUGAUGAAUUUAACUUCAUAUAAUGGCCUGCCUAUCGUGUGUGAAAAAGUGUUUAUACAAUAUGUCAGUUAUUGUCAUUCUGAGCUGCAACUAAGUUAUUCAACUAUCAAACUAUAUUUAAGUGGCAUACGAUACAUAUAUCUUCGGAUGGGUGGUUUUAACCCCUUAGAAAGUAAUGGGAAACCACUACAAGGUUUACAAACCAUUUUGUCAGGAAUUAAGAAAUCACAAUGUAAUAGAGACAAAAGAAUUCGAUUGCCUAUUACCAUAGAUAUUUUAACAAAUUUGUGUUUGUUGCUUGAUCAAGGACUUUUUGAUGAAUUUACAGAUAGUAUGCUUAAAUCUGUUUGUACUUUAGCUUUUUUCGGUUUCUUAAGAUGUGGAGAAUUUACCAUUGAUGACAAAUUUGUUGCAGCAAAUCAUUUAUGUAUCGAUGAUUUAAAAAUUUUUGAAGAUCAUUUGGUUCUGACUCUCAAAAGAUCUAAGACAGAUCCUUUUAGGAAUGGCGUUUCCAUUCCAAUUUUUGCUAAUCAAACUAUUGUAUGCCCAGUGAAAGCUAUGAACAAAUACUUAAAAAAGAGAAGCUUUAGGGCAGUUCAGGAGGAACCAUUGUUUAUACAAAGUGACAAUAGUGCUUUAUCUCGUAAUGUUUUUAUCCAGAAAAUGAAAAUUAUGUUAGAUAAACUUGGAUUAGAAAGUAAAAAUUACAAUGGUCACUCUUUUAGAAUAGGGGCUGCAACCACAGGGUCAAAAGUAAGAUUGGAAGAUCAUUUGUUAAAGACCCUUGGUCGAUGGUCAUCCGACUGUUACACAACAUAUAUUCAAACCCCUUUAGAGAUUAUUAAAGAUGCUCAGAUAGCUAUGUCAAAGGAUAAAAGAUCGUAAAUGUUUUGUGUGUACCCAAAUGUAUAUAUCAUGUAUAUAUGUAGAUUUCUUUUCUUUUUUUUUCCCUUUCCUUCUUUCCUUUCGUUUUGUUAAAGAAGGAAAUGGAGCUACAAUGUAUUUUAGUUUGUACAUGUAUAAAAUAUUGACAGUGCACAAUGCAAUUAACUUUAGCUAUGGAUUGAAGUAUGUUUUCCAAGUAUUGAUUUCAUGCUACAGAAUUACAUGUUUACAACACACACAGUAAGUAUGGCAUACCUUCUAAAAAUAAUACAAGUGUUUGAUUACAUCAAGUAAUUAAGUACUUCAUUACAUACAGAUAUGCUGACGCACAUUUACACAAGUAUUUACAUACUGCACAUAUUCCUUUGUGUGCUUACGCACAAUUACAUCAAGUACUUAC
Messenger RNA from Saccostrea cuccullata (small rock oyster), 2386 nucleotides. RefSeq lists its product as uncharacterized. NCBI's taxonomy places the organism in Eukaryota, Metazoa, Mollusca, Bivalvia, Ostreida, Ostreidae. Bases 196 to 1986 code for a protein of 596 amino acids. Gene Ontology annotation, molecular function: DNA binding. Gene Ontology annotation, biological process: DNA recombination; DNA integration. The transcript has 2 exons. The record is from RefSeq and is a predicted model, not a curated record.